AUGGGUUCGCUUCCUUCCACGCCAUCCCCGGAGCUUUUCCCCUCGGGGCAUCUCGUCUACGUGCCGUUCUGCCACAGGGACCCGGCGCUAAACGCAGGCGCCGCUUCGAAUUGGAUAGAGUGCUACGACCCGUCCAGCAACUCUUGGUGCUACGUGAGCCUGAUCCCUCACGUGGUGGAAGGGCACGUCCUGAAGGGCUUCGCGAUGGUGUCGGUCGGGGACAUGAUAUAUGUCAUCGGCGGCCGGCUCUGCCACAGGGAGAUGGCUCACGUCUCGGAUGAAUUGGCCGACUGGGUGGACGUCGAGGUGGAGAUACUCUCGACCGUGAUGAAGUACGACGCCAGGACCGAAAGAUGGUCCCUGUGUGCGCCGCUGGGGACUCCGCGUUCGGAUUUCGCAUGUACCGUUUCGGACAAUAAGAUCUACGUGGCCGGCGGGCAGUCGAAUUUGGGUUGCGCCAGGGGGGUUUCGUCUGCGGAAGUGUAUGAUCCGAUUCUGGACGAGUGGAGUCCUUUGCCCGACAUGAACACCAUGAGGUACAAAUCGGUCGGAGUGACAUGGCAAGGCAAGAUCCAUGUGGUUAGCGGGUUCGUGGAGCGGUUGGACUCCGACAGGGCGUCUCCGUUCAUCACCGAGAGGAGCUCAGCGGAGGUUUUCGACCCCAGAACGGGGACAUGGGAGCUGAUGGCGACGAUGUGGCAAUUGGAUGUCCCACCCAACCAGAUCGUCGAGGUCGACGGGAAGCUCUUCAGCUCCGGCGAUUGCCUGAAAGCUUGGAAAGGCCACAUCGAGGCGUACGAUGCGGAGCUCAACAUGUGGAACGCAGUCGAGAACUCAUGUCACCGGGAAAUGUCGCAAGACUCGCAACCGAUCAAGAGGCUCUAUCUUACUAUGGCGCCCAUCGGGACUCACUUGUACUUCUUGCGAGGGUAUCGGUUCUCGGGGGAGGCGCCGCAGACCGUCUCCAUGGCUUGCAAAUUCGACACAUCACCAACCGCCGCCGCUGCCGCGUGGACGAACUUCGAGCCGAUCGUGGAAGCCACGGAGAAGGAGCUUUGCAGCCACUGCUGCGUCGUUAAGCUCUUGUAA
Molecule: messenger RNA, 1089 nt
Organism: Rhodamnia argentea
Lineage: Eukaryota; Viridiplantae; Streptophyta; Magnoliopsida; Myrtales; Myrtaceae
Product: F-box/kelch-repeat protein At1g16250-like
Exons: 1
Coding region: 1-1089 (362 amino acids)
Molecular function (GO): protein binding
Source: RefSeq, a predicted model, not a curated record